AUGAGUGGAGAAUAGAAAAUUAUUGUCUUCAACGCUUCAAAGAAGGAGGCUGGUAACCCUAGUACAAAUAUUAAAAAGAUUAUCAAGAAAUAUAAAGAAACAUAUAAGUGCGGCAGAAAUAAAGAAGAUAUCACAUAUGAUAGACUAAAGAUGGCUUCUUUGGUCAUAUUUUUUUGCCCCAAAGAAAUGUUUACCAAGGAGGAAUUCGAUGCCCUCAAAUAAUACUUAGAAAGUGGUGGUCGUGUCUUAGUUUUGAGCUCUGAAGGUGGUGGUCAUAAGAAUCGCACAAAUAUAAAUUUCUUCUUGGAAUAAUAUGGUAUCAGUAUCAAUAACGAUUGUGUCGUUAGAACUGCAUUUUAUAAAUACUUCCAUCCUAAGGAGACUUAUGUUCAUUCUGGUAUUUUAAAUGAAGAAGUAACAAGAGUAGCAAAUGGUUUACCUAAAGAAACAAAGAGACCCCAAAAUACAUUCUUGUAAAACGUUAUUGGAAAGGAUGAUGAAGAAGAUGAAUAUUAAAAGGAACAAUCUAGAGUUGGUUUAGAUUUUGUUUAUGCCUUUGGUGCUACCUUGACUGUUUAAUAACCUGCACACGCUAUUUUAGGUUCUGGUCCUCUUUCUUACCCUUCUAAUAGACCAGUUUCUGCUAUCGUCUAAACUAAAAAUAAUGGUAGACUUGCAGUUAUUGGUUCAUUCGAAAUGUUUACAGAUGAAUAUUUUGACAAUGAAGAUAACUCCAAGAUUUUUGAUUUCUUUAUAAAAUAUUUGCUCACAAAUGAGUGCGAAUUUGAAUUUAGUCCUAAAGAACCUGAUGUUGAAUACUUCAAGGUUCCUGAUAUUGCUGAAUUAGCUGAUAACCUCAAGAGUUGCUUACAAGAAAGUGACCCAUUACCAUUUGAUAGCAAGCAAUUAUUUAUGACAGACUUGUUUAAGUAUGAUGUAGACUUAGUUCCAGAAGCUGUAAAAUUGUAUGAAACUCUUGGAGUAAAGCACGAUCCUCUUGCUCUUAUAGUUCCUUAAUUCGAAACUCCACUCCUUGGACUUGUUUCAGCUGUUUUCCCACCUAUUUUAAAAGAAUUAGCUCCUCCAAGUUUAGAAUUGUUUGAUUUAGAUGAUGAAUUUGCUUCAGAAAAAGUAAGACUGGCCUAACUCACAAAUAAAUGCAACAACAACGAUUUAGAUUAUUACAUUAAAGAAUCAGGUGAUAUCUUGGGUGUAACAGAUAAAGUUAAGAACAAACAUGAUGCCAAAGCUAUUUUAAGAUAUGUUUUAGAAGAAUUAAUAAAUUUCAAGAAGCUCAAUAACUGA
This is a messenger RNA of Tetrahymena thermophila SB210, 1305 nucleotides long. Its product is annotated as intraflagellar transporter-like protein. Lineage: Eukaryota; Ciliophora; Oligohymenophorea; Hymenostomatida; Tetrahymenidae. The transcript is spliced from 7 exons. Gene Ontology annotation, biological process: intraciliary transport; cilium assembly. The record is from RefSeq and is a predicted model, not a curated record. Gene Ontology annotation, cellular component: centriole; cilium; intraciliary transport particle B.